AGGCAGCAGCUCGGACACCUCAGGACCGAUGUGUGCCUUCACAUCUCCAUGGAUGGAUGUAGCCUCGUCAGGGGCGAGGCUGAGCGGUUAGCCGGAUUCGAGGACACAAACAGACCACCAGCAGCGGCAGCAGCAGGAUGAGCUCGGACGGGGGCGGGCGUCCCGUCAAAGUGGGCUCCCUGGUGGAGGUGAUUGGGAAGGGGCAGCACGGCACUGUGGCCUACAUCGGCAACACUCUGUUUGCCUCCGGAAAAUGGGUGGGCGUCAUCCUGGACGAGGCCAAGGGCAAGAACGACGGCACCGUGCAGGGCAAACGCUACUUCACCUGCGAGGAGAAUCGUGGGAUAUUUGUGAGACAAUCGCAGAUCCAGCUUGUUGAUGAUGGGGCCGACACGUCUCCAGAGACGCCUGAGCCUGGCACAGGCAAGGUUCCCAAACGAGAGAUCCUGGAGACGCCCAAGUCCACUAAACUGCGAGGAGUGAAGCCUAAAAAGACUACGGCCAGAAGGCCAAAGCAGCCCAGCCGACCUGCAGGUGGAAAGGGGGCUGCGUCCGGCUCAGCCUCGGCCUCUACAGGGGAGAUGAGCAGCAGCGAGCCCAGCACUCCGGCCCAGACCCCUCUGGCGGCUCCGGUCAUCCCUACCCUCCACUCCCCUGGAAACCCUCCGGCACCCGUCCCCACCAAGGAGGACGUCACUAUGGAAACACAGGAGGAGGAGGCGCUGCGUGUUCAGGUGAAGGACCUGGAGGAGAAACUGGAGACUCUAAAGAUGAAGCGGACGGAGGACAAGGCCAAGCUGAAGGAACUGGAGAAGCACAAGAUCCAGCUGGAGCAGCUGCAGGAGUGGAAGAACAAGAUGCAGGAGCAGCAGGCCGAGCUGCAGAAACAACUCAAAGAGGCCAAGAGGGAGGCAAAAGAAGCCCUGGAGGCCAAGGAGCAUUACAUGGAGGAGAUGUCGGACACAGCGGAUGCGAUCGAGAUGGCCACGCUGGAUAAGGAGAUGGCCGAGGAGAGAGCCGAGUCUCUGCAGCUGGAGGUGGACUCCCUCAAAGAGAAGGUGGACGAGCUCACCAUGGACCUGGAGAUCCUCAAGCACGAGAUUGAGGAGAAAGGUUCGGAUGGUGCUGCCUCCAGUUACCACGUGAAACAGCUGGAAGAACAGAAUGGCCGACUGAAGGAAGCACUGGUCAGGAUGCGUGACCUGUCGUCGUCAGAGAAGCAGGAACAUGUGAAGUUGCAGAGGCAGAUGGAGAAGAAGAACGUGGAGCUGGACGCUCUGAGGAGCCAGAAAGAGAAACUGCAGGAGGAGAGGACGGCGGCAGAAAAGACCAUCGACGAGCUCAAAGAACAGGUGGAUGCAGCUCUGGGGGCGGAGGAGAUGGUGGAGAUGCUGACAGAGAGGAACCUGGACCUGGAGGAGAAAGUCAGGGAGAUGAGAGAGACGGUCACUGACCUGGAAGCUAUAAACGAGAUGAACGACGAGCUGCAGGAGAACGCCAGAGAGACGGAGUUGGAGCUGAGGGAGAUGUUGGAUCUGGGAGCCGCGAAAGUCCGAGAGUCAGAGAAACACGUUGAAGCUGCGCAGGAGACCGUAGCCGAUUACCAGCAGACCAUCAAGAAAUACCGCGAGCUCACCGCUCACCUGCAGGAGGUGAACAGAGAGCUGACGAGCCAGCAGGAAGCCUCAGCAGAGUUGCAGCAGCAGCCGCCGGCGGAGAUGUUUGAUUUCAAGAUUAAGUUUGCGGAGACCAAAGCCUACGCCAAGGCCAUUGAGAUGGAGCUGAGGAAGAUGGAGGUGAGUCAGGCCAACAGACACGUUUCCCUUCUGACCUCGUUCAUGCCCGAGUCCUUCCUUCGUCAUGGCGGAGACCACGACUGCAUCCUGGUGCUGCUGCUCAUUCCCAGACUCAUCUGCAAGGCCGAGCUGAUCAGCAAACAGGCCCAGGAGAAGUUUGACCUGAAUGAGAACUGCGUGGAGCGAGCCGGGCUGAAGGGAGCCGUCGGGGAGCAGCUUAGCUUCGCUGGCGGUUUGGUCUACUCGCUCAGUCUGCUGCAGGCUAUGCUGCAUAAAUACGAGCAUGCUCUGGCUCAGUGCAGCGUGGAUGUCUAUAAGAAGAUCGGCGCUUUGUACCCGGAGAUGAGCGUCCAUGAGCGUUCUCUGGAUUUCCUCAUCGACCUGCUGCACAAAGACCAGCUGGACGAGACAGUCAACGUGGAGCCGCUCACCAAGGCCAUUAAAUACUAUCAGCACCUGUACAGCAUCCACCUGGCCGAUCAGAACGAGGACUGCACCAUGCAGCUGGCUGAUCACAUCAGAUUUACCCAGAGUGCCUUGGACUGUAUGGCGGUGGAGGUGGGUCGUCUGCGGGCGUUCCUGCAUGCGGGCCAGGAGAAGGCCGACCUCGCCGUGCUGCUGAAGGACCUGGAGACGUCCUGCAGCGACAUCAGACAGUUCUGCAAGAAGAUCCGCCGCAGGAUGCCCGGAACCGACGCGCCGGGCAUCCCAGCAGCACUCGACUUUGGACAACAGGUGUGCGACACCCUCUCCGACUGUAGGAAACACCUGACCUGGGUGGUGGCCGUGCUGCAGGAGGUGGCAGCAGCUGGAGCUCAGAUGAUGUCUCCUCUUGGGGAACAGGAGGGGCUGUCGGCCGUCAAACUGGAGGAUGUGGCGUUCAAGGCAGGAGAGCAGAUUUAUGGAUCCCAGGGUGCCAACCCUUACGAUAGUCUGCGCCAGUCCUGUGGCAUCGUCAUAGCAACCAUGAACAAGAUGGCCACCGCCAUGCAGGAGGGAGAAUAUGACUCUGAGAGGCCUCAAAACAAGAACCCUCUACCUGUGGACCUGCGAGGGGCGGCUCUUCGAGCUGAAAUCACCGACGCCGAAGGUCUCGGCUUGAAGCUGGAGGACAGAGAGACGGUCAUCAAAGAGCUGAAGAAGUCUCUCAAGAUCAAGGGAGAGGAGCUGAGCGAGGCGAGCGUCCGUCUCAGCCUGCUGGAAAAGAAGCUGGACAGUUCGUCCAAGGACGCAGACGAGCGUGUUGAAAAGAUUCAGACUCGACUGGACGAUGCCCAGACUCUGCUGAAGAAGAAGGAGAAGGAGUUUGAGGAGACGAUGGACGCUCUGCAGGCCGACAUCGACCAGCUGGAGUCGGAGAAGGCCGAGCUGAAGCAGCGAAUCAACAGCCAAUCCAAGAUGGCCGUCGACGGGCUGAGAGGAACCGGGCCGUCAGGAAUCGCUUCCAUCGUCACGGGAGUGGCAGGAGAUGAACAAAAAGUGAACAUGAUGUCGGGCGUCAGUUCCGGUUCGGGUGUCCAGGUGAUCGACUCUCCUCUGCUGACUCAGCAGAUUGAAGCUCAGAGACUCUGCAUCAAACACCUUAAGAACGACAACAACAGGCUGAAGGCUGAAAAGAUGCGCGCUCAGCUCGCCUCUCUGCCUCCUCUUCACGUGACCAAACUUCCCUCCAGAGACGGGGGUCGCCCUAAAGUGCUCUCCAGCGCCCUCUACCGCAAGACCGACCAGCUUCUGGAGACUCUGCUGCAAAUGAGCGCCAACGUCAAGGUGGUGGACAUCACUGGGAAAUCUCCAGUGAUACCUAGCGCUCAGCUCCUGGAACAGACUGCUAGAUUACAGUCCCUGAGUGACACGCUGGGCAGACUGAAGGACGAAGUAGCGGAGCACGUCGUCCACCAGCAACCUGGAGCUCGAGUCUCGUCUGAUUUUGCGACGUUCCCUUCGACCUCGUUUGUUAAGGCAAAGGAGGAGAAGCAGGGCGACACGGUGCUGGUGGGUCGGGUCAUGGUGCCGUGUACCCGCGGUCAGGAGCAGGUCCACCGGCUCGUCCUAUCCCAGUCUCAGCUGCAGAGAGUUCACAGUCUGCUGCGGACCUAAACUUCACCUGCCCUGCCAUCCUGCCUGCUGCACCAACACAACACCACCACCACAACAUGCGCUUCCAAACAAGAAGGUAUUUUAGGUCACGAGUGGAGAGAUUACAACCUGCAGGAAACGAUCCGAUUUAAAAAGCAAGUUGAUCUGUGUCGGUCAGGGCUGUGGUUUGAGACCAGUUUCAUCUCAAAAUUGACUUUGGAUAUCUAGAACUUUGUUCGGACGCUGCCUCUUCUUGCUCCCAGCCAUUUAGAGCUUAAAUUAUAAGUCUACAGAAAAUUAAUUCAAAACAAUUUUGAAUUUAGCCAUUUUUCCAAUCAAUGAUUUACUGAUAACUUGUUGGUUCUUUUUGUCAUAUUUGACAGUAAACUGAAUAUCUUUGAGUUUGUCAAACCGAAACAAGCAAUCUGGUAAAUUAUGGGAAUCCACUGUUGUCUAUCAUUUUAUCACAACAAUUAGGCAAUGAAUUGUUAAUUAAAAUAAUCACUACUUUAGUUUUUUAUAGUGGUCUCAAAUUCAACUUUUUCCAAAAAGGACCCAUGUUAGACUGCUGCGCUCUCAACUACAGCCCUGCAUACUGUAACUUAAAGCUCCAUCUUGCUCGUUGAAAUUUUGUUUUAUGGCCAGAAACAGUAGAGAUACUUGCAAUUGCACUACUGCACGCUGCCCAGAUUCACUGAUGUUGUUGUGUAGAAUAUUUAUCAAACUCCUCUUUGGCCCUGGUGUGGUUCAUAUUAGGCCAGAACAUUGUUACAGUAUUAGGAUCAUGACUUUUUUUUUUUAAAUCCGGUGUUCCAUUUUUAUAACCUGUCUAAAGGGAAAGGCUUGUGAUUCAGAAAUGAUACUGAAAAUAGCUUUGUCCAUUUGACGUAGUGAGCAUUUUACUGUGGUUUGAUCAAAGACACUUUUGCACAUAUAACAAGUCCUGCACAUUCAUUUGAGUAGGAUGUAACACUUUAAUUUUGCAAUGAAGUUUACAUGUAAGCAAACUACAGAGUUAAGGAUUUUGUAUUGUGCGCCGUGGUUUGAUUAAAACCUUGUGGACUGCACAGAUCAAAAACACUGAUUAACCUUAAGGGAUUUACAGUGUAAAAUGCAGAUACAAUUUAGCAGAUUUUUCAUGUUUAUUUAAAAACUCAGCUGAAGCAUUAUGCAGUAUUUAUUACAAUAUGGUGUUUCCGUCAUGCUCGAAGUAAAGUUACCCUUGUUCUGCUGAGAUUCCUGUUGCCGUUUCAAACUUAGUCUGAGCCUUAAACCUGCAGAGAGCACGUUUGGUUUGUUAAAGCAAAACUACAUCUUUGCCAAAGAAUAGUUUGUUUGCCAUAGCACAUUUUAAAAAAAGGCUUAGUUCUUCAAUCCAUGCUGAUUUGUUGACUAUAUUUACACAGUAUUGUCCUAACUUGAAGUUUUAUAAUUAAUUGGCAUAGUGUAUGUACAGACAUCUUAUUUAUGUGUAGCUGAUGUACUGAAUCUUGUCUAACCUUUUCCCUUGCGUGGCUUCCUGCUCAACCGAUCAAUUAAAGACAUUAAGAUGCUGUGUUUUGUGUUCAAUCAAAGCAUGGAAUGUGGCAAAACUGAA
Molecule: messenger RNA, 5469 nt
Organism: Perca flavescens (yellow perch)
Lineage: Eukaryota; Metazoa; Chordata; Actinopteri; Perciformes; Percidae
Gene: dctn1b
Product: dynactin 1b
Exons: 31
Coding region: 138-3893 (1251 amino acids)
Biological process (GO): establishment of mitotic spindle orientation; nuclear migration
Cellular component (GO): kinetochore; spindle pole; axon
Source: RefSeq, a predicted model, not a curated record